Molecule: messenger RNA, 2527 nt
Organism: Cryptomeria japonica (Japanese cedar)
Lineage: Eukaryota; Viridiplantae; Streptophyta; Pinopsida; Cupressales; Cupressaceae
Product: disease resistance protein RPV1-like
Exons: 5
Coding region: 821-2527 (568 amino acids)
Biological process (GO): defense response
Molecular function (GO): ADP binding
Source: RefSeq, a predicted model, not a curated record
UUGCAGGGCAGUGGAAGCGAUGAGCAAAUAUUUUGGAUGCUGUAAUUCCUCUAAGCAGGUUGUGAUGAGCCCUCCUUCAUCUCACUCUGCCGUGGACGAGUCAUGCUGUUGCAGGCUAUUUAAGGCAAUGGGUAAGUUUUGUGGAUGUUAUCCUUCGUCUGCGAAACCUGAAUACAAACGCUUAUCGGAGGAAAUAGUGCGCAGCAUUAAUGACACCAAUCCAACUGAACAAAUAGUUCUGCUUAAAAGUUUCAUUCAAGACAAGCUACGAGCAAUCAAGACCCCAUCAGAGGCCUCAAUAAUGGGCAUUCAGCUCGGGACUGUGUCAUCUGGCAUAGACAUUGGUGGUCAGAUAGUGGAUACAAUUUGAAAGCAAGCGGAAAAAUUGAAGAAGGAGGUAAUGUAUAAAUGUUAAAAUUUCAUAGUAAAUGAAAAACUGACCCUAAUUUCUUCUUGCCAGGAAAUAGUGAAGGAAAUAGGAAGCAUAGCCAUUGACACAGUGAAUGCGAUAGCACAGACACAUCGGGUUUUCGUAGGUUUAUCCGUGGUGGGAUAUGCGCUACACACAUAUAUCAGGGUGAAAUCCAACGUGUCCGGGUGCAUUGAAUUACUCGAAAAGCUUGCUGAGCUUGCAAACGAUCUGUGUGAGUUCAAGAAAGCGGGGGUUGAAGCAGAUCAAAAGCUUUGUAAAGCGGUUCAUGUGAUAAUUGAAAGUGCAGUAAGGAGCCUUGAUUAUAUCAACAAUGGAAAUGUUUCCAGGUAUUUGUUGGUUGGUACAGUGGAAGAAUCUCUUAAGAAGGUGACUGAAAACAUACAAGAAAUGAGGAAUGAUCUCAUAUUGAAAGGUCUAAUCCAGCUAAGAAGGCAAGUCACUAUGUUCUUACCGUCGCAGCCGAAGCCUCCUGAUUUCAAACCAGUUGGCAUUGAUAAGCAAGUACAGGAUGUGAAGAUGUUGUUAGACAUGGAAGGCAUUGAGCCAGCUGUAGCAGUUAUUGUGUGUGGGUUCGGGGGUGUUGGUAAGACUACCUUGGCUUCUCAAAUCAUUUACGAACUGAACUUGCCUUCAACAGUCUUCAAAUAUUGUAAAGUGAUCAUUGAUGAGACGCAAGAAAAGACAUCUCAUAUAAUAAAACUCCAAGCACAAAUCAUUAAUGACCUUGGAGAUGAAAAGGUCAAGUUACGAGAUCAAGAGGAAGGGAAAACAAAAAUCAAGGAGAUAUUAGGAAAACAAUGUUGCUUCCUUUUUAUUGACAAUGUGGUCGAAGGCGACUAUAUUGAACAGCUUUUACCAAAAAAUAUGGCCGAUGAAAAGGAGCAUUCGCAGAAGCUUAGGAUGGUUAUAACAUCCCGGGCAGGUAAUCUGCGAGCACGGCUUAGAAUAAAAAAGUGUAAAGAGUACAGUUUAGAUCGACUCUCUGAUGAGGCAGCCAUUGAAAUCCUCCAACAACUUAUUCUAGAAGAUGGAGAAGAACCCUCCAAGGACUUCGAUGAAGAGGGUUUGAUGAAUGAUGUGGCCGUGGCAUGCAAAGGAACCCCCCUACUCCUGUCUGUUUAUGAAAAUCAUAUAAGAGUUGGUAGAGAGAAGCAAAAGUACGAGGAUGCUCGUGAUGCUCUUAUGAAAGGUGAUCUCAAUAGUCUUGUAGAACAGCAGCUGGAACAAAAGCUUUUGUUUGUUUAUCACAAGUUGAAAGAUUUUGAUGAAGAUGCUCAAGAAGCGUUCCUUGAUAUUUGCUCUUAUUUCCACGAUUGGGCGUGGCAAGCGGUCAGUGAUAUUGUGGGCAAAACUAAACUUGAAACUCUAAGUAAUAGAAUGUUAAUUAAUAGAAGGGAGUCAAAUACAGUAAUUGUUCAUGACAUCCUUCUGUUGAUGGGACGGAAAGAAGCCAAGAACACAAGGUUCUUAAAUUCUGAGGAUUCUUUCAGAGCCUUGAAAGAUCCAUCAAAGGUCCAAAGUGUAAAAGUCAUUUCCCUAUUUGACAACACACCAUUAAUAAGACUUAAAUCUAGUGAGUUAAAUGCCGUCCACAGUUCCUUGAGGGUUCUAAUGGUCGGAAACUGGGUACAAUUUGAUGGAACUCCUUGUGAUAAAGAAUUUGAGAAUCUGAGAUAUCUCCAUGUGGGAGAUAUAGAUGCCUUCCCAUUUCAAGAUGCUUCUAAUCUGAAAAGUCUCAGAUUUUUCAGUAGUCAAUUAAAACCAGGAAUCUACUUAAGUCAACUUCCUAGAACUCUCAAAUGCAUCGCUCAUGAUCCAAGACAACUGGAAGGUCUAGAUGCUGUUUCAAGGCUUCCGGAAGGAUUGAAAUUUCCAGCUUCUCUUCGAUUUCUGAGAUUGAGUAACAUUGAACUGGAACAAGAAACCUUGAGUCACCUAGACGCUCUUGAAUAUCUAGUUUUAGAUAAUUGUGACUUGAAGAAGCUUCCAGAAGGGUUAAAUCUUCCGGAGUCUCUUUCAAGGCUGACACUGAACAACUGCAAGCAACUACCAAAAACAUUGGGCCGCCUCAAUAGACUUCAAUCGCUAUAUUGA